AUGGUCCCCAAAGAAGACCAUCAGUACAGUGGGAUUAUCCAACUGCUUCAUCAUUUCAGGUGGACAUGGAUUGGGAUAUUUGCUGUUGAUAACAACCAUGGAGAAAAUUUCUUACAGAAAAUGCAGCCCUUGCUUGCAGAGAAUGGAGUUUGCUCAGCAUUCAUAGAAAGACUUGAACAGCUAAUCCACUUGGAAGACAUUGUAGAAGUAUUUAACAGAAUCUUAAUUAUAUCUGUGAAAUGGAAAAACAGCCAAGCCAAAGCAUUUCUCGUCUAUGGAGAAUCAUUGACAAUUAUGUGGUUGAGAGCUGUCAUAUUUAUGGUAGAUCCUGAAAGCAAGGAAAUUACAUUGCUUGGAAGGGUGUGGAUCAUGACUGCCCAGAUUGAUUUCAUAUUAUCAGGAUUUCAAACCACAUUGGAUCUCACCAUGUUCCAUGGGGCUAUUUCCUUCACCGUUCAUUCAACAGCCGUUGCAAAUUUCAAGGAAUUUCUUCAGACCAUGAAUCCUCUUUCAGACUACAGAGAUCAGUUUCUGCAGGAAGUUUGGGAACAAGCAUUUGAUUGUUCAUUUCCAAAACAAGAGUUACAAGAAAUACAAGACAUUUUCCCAAAGGAAGGUAGAAUAUGCACUGAGGAGAUGAAGCUAGAGGAUCUUCCUGGACCUGCCUUUGAAAUGGAAAUGACUGGCCAUAGCUACAGCGUCUACAAUGCUGUUUAUGCUGUGGCUCAUGCUUUGCAGGCUCUGUACACUUUGGGGUACAAUAGAAGAAAAACAAUGAUGAGUAAAAAUCCUGACCUUCCACAUCUCCAAGCUUGGCAGCUCCAUCCAUUUCUUCAAGGCAUUUCUUUUAACAAUUCAGCAGGGGAAAGAGUGUUCCUGAGUGAGAAAGGGGAAGCAACAGGUGGAUUCGAUAUCAUCAACUUGAUCACUUUUCCAAACAGAUCCUUUCAGAAAGUUAGAGUUGGAAUGAUGGAUCUACAGGCUCUAAAAGAGAAGGAAUUAUGGAUUGAUGAUGAUGUGAUUGUUUGGAGUCCAGCUUUUAACCAGGUUCUUCCAUUUUCUCGAUGCAAUGGCCCUUGUGUCCCAGGAUCCUGGAAAAAGGGGAUUGAAGGAAAUCAGUUCUGCUGCUAUGACUGUGUUCCAUGCACAGAAGGGAAGAUUUCAAAUCAAAAUGAUAUGGAUGACUGUUUUAAAUGUCCAGAAAAUCAUUAUCCAAAUAAAAGAAAGAAUGGAUGUAUCCUGAAACUGCUGGCCUUUCUAACUUUUGAAGAAAACUUAGGAAUUGGUUUAGCCUCAGCAGCUCUUGGUUUCUUCUUCUUGACCUUUUGGGUACUUGGAAUCUUUAUUAAGCACAAGGAUACUCCCAUUGUCAAAGCCAACAACCGGUUCCUCACCUACACCCUGCUUGUCUCUCUUCUGCUCUGUUUUCUUUCCUCUUUGCUCUUCCUCAGCCAACCUGGCAAAGUGGCCUGCCUUCUCCGACAAUCAAUGUUUGGUAUCACUUUUUCAGUGGCCAUUUCUAGUGUACUGGCCAAAACCAUCACUGUGGUUGUGGCUUUCAUGGCCACUAAACCUGGAUCUCAGAUGAGGAGAUGGGUGGGGAAAAGAUUGGCUCUUUCUACAGUCCUUUCCUGCUCCCUCUUUCAAGUAUGUAUUUGUAUCCUUUGGUUGUCAACAUCUCCCCCAUUCCCUGAGUUGGACAUGCACUUAGAGCUCCAAGAAAUGAUAUUACAGUGCAAUGAGGGGUCACCUUUCUUUUUCUAUUGUGUCUUGGGCUACAUGGGUAUCUUGGCCAUCGCCAGUUUUAUUGUGGCUUUCCUUGCCCGUAAAUUACCUAACAGCUUUAACGAAGCCAAGUUCAUCACCUUCAGCAUGUUGGCCUUCUGCAGUGUAUGGAUCUCCUUCUUUCCAGCCUAUCUGAGCACAAAAGGAAAAGCCAUGGUAGCUGUGGAGAUCUUCUCCAUCCUGUCCUCCAGUGCUGCAUUACUGGGAUGCAUAUUCCUCCCAAAAUGCUACAUCAUUGUUUUGCGGCCUGACCUCAACCACAGGGAGCAACUCAUUAAGAGGAAUUAG
Molecule: messenger RNA, 2073 nt
Organism: Thamnophis elegans (Western terrestrial garter snake)
Lineage: Eukaryota; Metazoa; Chordata; Lepidosauria; Squamata; Natricidae
Product: vomeronasal type-2 receptor 26-like
Exons: 4
Coding region: 1-2073 (690 amino acids)
Biological process (GO): G protein-coupled receptor signaling pathway
Cellular component (GO): membrane
Molecular function (GO): G protein-coupled receptor activity
Source: RefSeq, a predicted model, not a curated record